AUGCCAGAGGAUGGUGGGAAUCCCUGUUGCUUUGUAGAUGGGGCUGAGCUGGCCAAGAAUGAAAUCCCUGACACGGCCACUACGGUGCUGCUUGGGGAAUGCACACACGGCACGGAGGAAUUUUAUCACUUGCGUGCUGAGAUCAGCAAAUAUUUGAUGCAAAACAGAGGCUUCAACAUCAUUCUUUGUGAGAGUGACUGGACUUUCAUGUGGCACGUGAACCAGUACGUGCAUCGGAAGAAGAGCAAAAUGUUUCCAGACACUACACGUUUCCCCGAUUGGAUGUGGCAAAAUCGACCUUUUUAUGAGCUGGUGGAGUGGAUGAGAAAGAGAGCAUCUUCUGAUGGGCCCUACGUCUUUGGCAUGGACUGCUACUGCAAGGAAGAGGCAAAGGAGGAGGUACUCAACUUUUUUGACUUCUACGAUCGUGACAAGCUUGGUAAGGAAUUUCGGCGGACACUCUAUCCGGUGGAGCAGCCGGACCUGUAG
This is a messenger RNA of Cladocopium goreaui, 489 nucleotides long. NCBI's taxonomy places the organism in Eukaryota, Dinophyceae, Suessiales, Symbiodiniaceae. The record is from the annotation of a GenBank genome assembly.